Molecule: messenger RNA, 2103 nt
Organism: Rotaria sp. Silwood1
Lineage: Eukaryota; Metazoa; Rotifera; Eurotatoria; Philodinida; Philodinidae
Source: the annotation of a GenBank genome assembly
AUGUCAUCGGAUUCUCAACCAUCAUUACGUGCGCAUUGGAAAGCUAAAAUUAAAAAUAUUGUUAAACCUAAUAUAACAUCAUCUAUUCGUGAACGAUUAAUACCAAAUGAUACAUAUCAUGAUUUACGUGAAAAAUAUCAGAAUUUUACUGAUAUUGCAAAAGAUCGAACAGGUAUUGGAAUGAUUAUAAAUAAAACAAAAACAUUAAUUCCUGGUGUAAUUUCAUCUAAUAAUAAUCAAACAUUUUCAAAAGGUUUUUAUGAUUCAUUAUUUAAUCCUCAAACAACUGAAGAUGUUUAUUUCAAAGUAGCAAUUGUUUGUUUAUGGGUUAUUGCAAUAUUAUGUAUAAUUCCAACAAUAAUUACUAUAUGUAUACUAUUUAAAAGAUAUGGAUUAAGAAAAAAUAGUGUUAAAAUGAUAUUUUUUCAUAUAUUUUUAUGUGAAUUAUUUUAUCUUAUUUAUAUAUUAUUAUCAAUGAUCAAUGUAGCACGAAAUUUUCAAUUAGGAAAUUUAUUUUGUAGUUUUGCUAAUUAUGCUAUGUACAUUACCAUUCCAGUUAUGCAUUGUGCUCUAUUUUUUCUUUCACUGGAAAGAUUAUCACAACAAUUGGAGUCAAAAUUACCAUGGACUAGAAUAUUUACAAAAUCAUAUGUAAUUCCAGUUAUUUUAUUUACGAUUUGGAUUAUUUUUAUUGCAAUAAUGGCAACAAUUAUGUUAAUAAAAGGAGUCAUUUUCAAAACAAUUAAAAAUAAUGUUAACGAUAUGGCUCCAGAAAUAGCUCGUGAAUUUUUCAGUAAAUUAAGUUCAUCAUCUUAUCAAUGUUCCAUUGAUGGUCGUUUAUCAUCAGUAUUUAAAAUCUUAUUGAUUAUUAUAUUUAUUAUAUUAAUUGUCUUAAUUAUUAAAUCAGCAGCUAUUUCAAUAUUUUAUAAUUUUUUUACAUCAAUUUUUUUUAAAUUAAAAAUCAAAAUUAAAAAAUCUGACGAUCGUUAUAUGACAUUAUUAUGUCUUAUAUUUCUUUUAUUAAAUGUAUGUUUUUCAUUUCCAUUUUAUUUUGCAUCAAUGGCUAUGACAAUUACACAAUUGAUUACAAGACAAGAUACAUAUUCAACAUAUUUAAAAAUAUGUUUUUUAUUACGUAUAUCAAGUAUUAUACUUCAAUGUUUAACAUUUAUUACAUUUGAAAAGAAUUCAUGGGAUAUGUUAAGUCGAUUACUUUAUCGUGUUACAUGUAAAAAAUUUCCUAUAUUAAUAUCUGAUAUUCCGAUAAGAAAACCAACGAAGACUAACAAAUCUCGUCAUGUAGGUCACUCUGAUGAUAACAUAGAUUCUCAUGAUAGUGAUGAUAGUAUCAGUACAGAUUCAGAUGAUAAUAAUAGUGAGAAUGAAGAUGAUGACGACGUAUUUUUACCAGAACGAAAAACUGAACCAUUGAGAACAAAAAAAUCUGGAACAACAACAACAACAACAACAGUAGAUGUUUUUAAGACUCAGGUUGAUACUGAUGAUGAAACACAAUCUACACAAAAAUCAAAAUUAUCAACUCGAAAAUCGAAUGAAAAAAGAAAUAAAAUUGAACAAGAAAAAAUGUCUAGUAAAAAAUUACCAUCAGAAUAUAAUAAAACAAAUGGUAUAUCACAAAAAACAUCUAAUGAUAAACUUAUUUCUCAAGGAAUCUCAUCAACAAUGACUAAACCUAAAACGUUAAAAUUGAAUACAAAUCACAACAUGACUAAACAUCAACCUAUUGAAACUUCAUCAUCAUCAUCAUCAUCAUCAUCAGAUGAUGAUCAUGAAAAUUUAAGUGUUAUUCAAUGUUCUGAUGAUGAAAACAGGCCAUCUAAGGAUAUAUCAAAGACAAAACCAACAACUUAUACUUCGACAAAUGAACAAAAACGUACUGUAGAUAUUUUACCACAUAAAAAUCACUGGAAACCUCAACAACAUCGAGUAAGAAACCAUUUACAAUCAUCAUCAUCAACGAAUUAUUCUCGUGUCAAAACAAAAAGACGACGAAAAAGAUCAUCAACAAAUAAAACAAAUCAUACAGAAAAACCGAAACAGGACCGUCUAAAUAAAAUCCUUGCUAACUCGGAUUAUGUUUAA